Messenger RNA from Hyalella azteca, 1544 nucleotides. RefSeq names its product lipase 3-like. Bases 97 to 1458 code for a protein of 453 amino acids. Gene Ontology annotation, biological process: lipid metabolic process. Lineage: Eukaryota; Metazoa; Arthropoda; Malacostraca; Amphipoda; Hyalellidae. Gene Ontology annotation, molecular function: hydrolase activity, acting on ester bonds. The transcript has 9 exons. The record is from RefSeq and is a predicted model, not a curated record.
AUAGUAAUAAACCAGGAUAAAUGUUUGAUAUCCCGCGUGUGUAAUUACGAAAUUUAUUUACAGUGAACUUUGCGCUUCGGAUGUAAAACUUUCAAGAUGAAUUUUAGAGCUAUUACUGUGAUACUUUUCCUUCUCGUGACUACUUUUACUUCAAGCUUUGGUCUCUUCACAAAUGUAUCUCUAUCUACAAUUUUCAACGAAAACAAACCUCUUGUGGGGUUUGCGUUGACUACCCUUGGUAAAAUAUUGAAUCCGACCGCGGCUUCGACAACCCAGAGGCCAGCGGGCUUCACGUCAAAGUUGACGAAACUCCUGGCCAGCGUCCUGAAUAUCCCGCCUGAGGUCUACUUUAGCACACACCAGCACAUUCUUCAACAAGGCUACCCAGCGGAGGAGCACUUCGUGGUCUCUCCAGACGGGUACAUUCUGACCGUGAACCGCAUCCCCGGGCCACGUCACUCGCGGGGAAGAAGUCGUUCUGCCGACGUGGUGCUCAUGAUGACGACAACCAUCAGUUCAUCGUCCGACUACAUCGUCAGCUCACCCAAGUACUCACUUGCAUACCUCCUGGCGGACGCAGGCUACGAUGUCUGGCUUGGUAACGUCCGAGGCACAAGAGAAGGACGGAACCACACGCGCCUCAACCCAGACAAGGACAGGCGCUUCUGGAACUUCAGUGUAGACGACGUCGCACGCUACGACUACCCGGCCCUUGCUUCGUACAUCACACGCCAUGCGGGGGUCGAGCGUAUCUUCUUCGUCGGGUUUUCUGCCGCCAACAGAUGCCUCUUCAUGUCGGCGUCGGCGCCCAACAGCUUCAUUGACAAGAUUCGUUUAUCGGUGAGCCUCUCACCAGCGCUAGGCACUGAGCAAUCUUCUCCAUUUAUGAACGUCUUCACUAAGAUCUUUAGCGAGAUCAGGGGAGUCGUAGAGAAGUUCAAUGGCGGGCAAUUUUACCACGGCAACGACUUCAUGAAGUCCCUGAUUUACAUCGCAUGCAGCGACCGCAGCAAACUUCGCCCACUCUGCCUUCGUCUCACAUCCACUCUCAUGGGUGGGGUGCAUUCAGGAUACGAUGGAAAGGAUAAACUUGCUUUCGCCUUGAACAGCCUUAUGUCGGGCACCUCAAACAAAGCUGCGCUACAUCAAGCUCAGAUCAACACGUCUCCUGUUUUACGGAUGUUCGAUUACCGGGCUGGCAACAUGGCCGCUUACGGCUCGGAGAAGCCGCCAGCUUACAACCUCUCGCUGGUCUCCGCUCCUGUAGCCUUGUUCGUGAGUCCCGACGACCGACUCUUGCCCAUCGAAGGCCUGGAAAGUCUCAAGAAAAAUCUCCCGAACGUGGUGGUUACUCACUUAAUUAGGCAGCCUGACUUUGGACGCAUGGAUGUGAUAUAUUCGGACACUGCCAAAGAGCUUGUCUACGAUCACGUCUUGCCACUAAUGAAAUUAUUUUAAAAGAAAGAGAUAAUGGCUUGGAGAAAUUAGUAGACGAUUUAUGCGGACAAUAUUUACGAAAAUUGCGUAACGUCCAGGGUUGGUGA